Prionailurus viverrinus (fishing cat) is the source of this 2912-nucleotide messenger RNA. It is a transcript of the gene ITGBL1, whose product is annotated as integrin subunit beta like 1. Bases 247 to 1731 code for a protein of 494 amino acids. Gene Ontology annotation, biological process: integrin-mediated signaling pathway; cell adhesion mediated by integrin; cell migration. The record is from RefSeq and is a predicted model, not a curated record. Gene Ontology annotation, molecular function: integrin binding. NCBI's taxonomy places the organism in Eukaryota, Metazoa, Chordata, Mammalia, Carnivora, Felidae. Gene Ontology annotation, cellular component: integrin complex; cell surface; focal adhesion. The transcript is spliced from 11 exons.
AGCGGUGCCGCUGCCCAAAUCCUCACAGGCAGGCAGCUCAUCAAGGCACUCGCCCCUCCUGGUAGAGGCCCGACCCGCCCGUCCCGGUGUCUGGUGUCUGUGUGUCCGUCUGCGGGACGGUCUGCGCCGGUGGCACCUCUCCCCACCCCCCGCCCCCCGCCCCGAGAGCCCCCCCCCCAGCCCCCCACACACCGGGAGCCCCACCCUGCAGGAGCGCAGCUCGCCUGCACAGCCCCGGAGCUCAGCAUGCGUCCUGCAGCCAUCAGGAACUUCUUGCUGCUGGCCUCCUCCCUUCUCUUCGCGGGGCUGUCAGCUGUUCCUCAGAGCUUCUCGCCAUCUCUGAGAAUUGGGCCGGCUGCCGCGUGCAGGCUGUCCCGGGCCGAAUCGGAGCGCCGGUGCCGCGCGCCCGGGCAGCCCCCAGGGGGCGCUCUGUGCCAUGGCCGCGGCCGGUGCGACUGUGGGGUCUGCAUCUGUCACGUGAGCGAGCCCGGCGUGUUCUUCGGGCCCCUGUGCGAGUGCCACGAGUGGGUGUGCGAGACGUACGACGGGAGCACUUGCGCAGGCCAUGGUAAGUGUGACUGUGGCAAGUGCAAAUGUGACGAAGGAUGGUUUGGGGAUGCCUGCCAAUACCCAGCUCACUGUGACCUGACAAAGAAAAAGAGUAACCAAAUGUGCAAGAAUUCUCAAGAUGUCAUCUGCUCUAAUGCAGGUACAUGUCACUGUGGCAGGUGUAAGUGUGAUAAUCCAGAUGGAAAUGGCCUUGUUUAUGGUAAAUUUUGUGAGUGUGAUGAUAGAGAAUGCAUAGAUGAUGAAACGGAAGAAAUAUGUGGAGGCCAUGGAAAGUGUUACUGUGGAAACUGUUACUGCGAGGCUGGUUGGCAUGGCGAUAAAUGUGAAUUCCAGUGUGAUAUCACCCCCUGGGAGAGCAAGCGAAGAUGCACAUCUCCAGAUGGCCAAAUCUGCAGUAACAGAGGGACUUGUGUGUGUGGUGAAUGUUCUUGCCACGAUGUUGACCCAACUGGAGACUGGGGAGAUAUUCACGGGGACACCUGUGAGUGUGAUGAAAGGGACUGUAGGGCCGUCUAUGACAGAUACUCUGAUGACUUCUGUUCAGGUCACGGACAGUGUAAUUGUGGAAGAUGUGACUGCAAAGUAGGCUGGUACGGGAAAAAGUGUGAGCACCCACGUUCCUGCCCACUGUCAGCAGAGGAGAGCAUCAGAAGGUGCCAAGGAAGCUCGGAUCUACCUUGCUCUGGAAGGGGUAAAUGCGAAUGUGGCAAGUGCACCUGCUACCCUCCGGGAGACCCCAGGGUGUACGGCAAGACGUGUGAAUGCGACGGCCGCCGCUGUGAAGGCCUGGACGGCACGGUCUGUGGGGGCCACGGCACGUGUUCCUGUGGUCGCUGCGUGUGUGACAGAGGCUGGUUCGGGACGCUCUGCCAGCACCCGCGGAAGUGUAACAUGACGGACGAACAAAGCAAGAGUUUGUGUGAAUCAGCAGAUGGCAUAUUGUGCUCGGGGAAGGGUUCUUGCCACUGUGGGAAGUGCAUCUGCUCUGCUGAAGAGUGGUACAUUUCUGGAGAGCUCUGUGACUGUGACGACAGGGACUGUGACAAGCACGACGGCCUCAUUUGCACAGGGAAUGGAAUAUGUAGCUGUGGAAAUUGUGAAUGCUGGCGCGGAUGGAAUGGAAAUGCGUGUGAGAUCUGGCUCGGCACAGACUAUCCUUAACGACCCCGUGGGACAGGACUGCAUUCUUAUGUUUGUAGACCAUUAGGACACAUAAACGCAAAGGAAACCAUGUAUAAUCACCACUAGGACAGGUCAAAUAGACUAUUGCAUGUUUUUCUAUUUCUGAAUGCCUGAGUGAAGGCUGGGCACCCAUUAAAAAACAAGUUAGGCAAAAAUCUGAUGUAAAUAAGGCCAGAAAGAAUUUUUCCUCCAGAAUUUAUACCUGUGGUUCUCAACAAGGGUGACUUUGCCACCCCAGAAAACAUUUGGUGACAUCUGCAGAUAAUUUCGAUUGUCACACUGGGUGGGCAGGCAGGGCAUGCUACCAGCCUCUAGUGCGUGGAGGACACAGAUGCUUCUACGAACAUCCCACGGGGCACAGGACAGCCCCAUGACAAAAAGUUCUCUGACUCCAAAUGUCAAUAGUGCCGGAGUUGAGAAACACUGAAUUACAUGGUUGUUAGGCCACAAAAAAAGUGGUCACAAAAAAACCCCACAUUUGAAUCUAAGGAAAAGAUAUAUCCUCACAUAAAUCCAUCCAUCAUAUUUUUUCAGAUUCCUUACCACUCAGCAUUUCCAUUUGGAGUCAGUAAAGACAAACGGGCACAAGGGCUAGUGUCAGGGGUGCUAAAGGCUGGAUCACCAGUGCUUUUUAAAGAAAAAGACUGAUCAGGUUGAGCCAGUAAGUCAUGCAUCUGGUCUCACUUUAAAUUCACAAAAGAAGAUUCCCUUAUGAAAGAAGUAUGAAAAGUGUACAAUUUAACAUUUUUAAUAAAUAGUGACGUUAAGUUGCUUACAAUCUGUGUCAAUAUAUAUUUACCUACUGAUGAUUAACAACAACAAAAAAAAUGAAUUGGUAUUCAGGGGCACCUUCUGUUACUAGAUCAUUUUGUAAACUGGGCAGGGAGGGGUUAGGUGUAAAAGGAAUUUGAUUUCUCACUAUUUUAAAUUGCGCCAUGGUAACUUGCCUUUUAGAAAGAAUAUUUAAUUGGACAUAGGAUGGGCCUGAAAUAUGCAUUCAUUUCCCUUAAAAUAUUCUUAUUUCUAAGCAUACAUUAUUUACUGAAAAAGCAUCAUGCAAAGAAGUCAAGAAGAGAUACUGUGAUCAAAUGGCACCAGUCUCAAAGCUCAGAGGAUAAAAAAAAAAUCUAGAAAUGUCUUAAGUAGAAAUUACAAAUAUU